Molecule: messenger RNA, 855 nt
Organism: Stegastes partitus (bicolor damselfish)
Lineage: Eukaryota; Metazoa; Chordata; Actinopteri; Pomacentridae
Product: chymotrypsin-like elastase family member 3B
Exons: 8
Coding region: 1-810 (269 amino acids)
Biological process (GO): proteolysis
Molecular function (GO): serine-type endopeptidase activity
Source: RefSeq, a predicted model, not a curated record
AUGCUGCAAACACUGGCCCUCCUGCUGCUUCAGGCAGCAUAUGUUUUUGGAUGUGGUACACCUGCUGUCAAGCCAGACACCAACAGGGUUGUGAACGGAGUGGAUGCUCGCCCUCAUAGCUGGCCGUGGCAGAUCUCCCUGCAGGUGAAGCAUGGCAGCCGUUACCAUCACACUUGUGGAGGGACUCUGAUUGGAUCUCGCUGGGUGCUCACUGCUGGACACUGCAUCUGGCCAGGAGAUGUGUACCGUGUGGUGUUGGGAGAGCAUGACAUGACCCAGCAGGAGGGAACUGAGCAGAUCAGAGAUAUCCUGCGUAUUGUUGUCCAUCCCAGCUGGGACAUUGACCAUGUGGCUGAUGGCAAUGAUCUUGCCCUGCUGAAGCUGGAUAAGAGCCCCAUUAUGAAUGACAGCGUGGGCGUGGCUUGUCUACCAGAGGCUGGAGAGAUCCUUGCACAUGGAACCCCAUGUUACAUCUCCGGCUGGGGCAACCUUUACACCCACGGCCCCAUGCCCGAUAAGCUGCAGCAGGCCUUGCUGCCCGUUGUGGAGCACAGCGUUUGCAGCCGCAGCGACUGGUGGGGCAUCAACGCCAAAACCACCAUGGUCUGUGCAGGAGGAGACGUCGUAUCUGGAUGCAAUGGAGACUCUGGCGGUCCUCUGAACUGCUUGGGUCAGGACGGUAGGUGGUACGUGCAGGGCGUGACCAGCUUCGUUUCCUCCAGCGUCUGCAAUGAAGUGAAGAAGCCCACCGUCUUCACCCGCACGUCAGCCUUCACCGACUGGCUCAGCGAGGUCAUGCUUAAAUACUGAAGAUCUGCUGGCCACAAGUUGAUCAACUCCAAAAGAUAAUGAGAU